AUGGAGAUCAACCCGACUCUCUUGGAAAUAUGGACUUUGUAUGCUGUUGCGACUUUGAUGAUUGCGACGAGGGUAUUUUGCCGCACGAAGCAAGUGGGCGUGUCUGGAUUUCGACCUGACGAUGACAUCAUCUUCUUCACAUGGUCUCUCUACACUUCUGUAUGCGUGAUGGCAACGCUCUUCGCGCUGAUUGCCCAAGGCAAACACACCUCGCUCCUGACCCCGGAACAGCGCGCGACAUUGCCAGAAUCAGAAUUCUAUCAGUGGGAAUACGGCUCGAAGAAUUUCGUCGCAGGCAUGAUUAUCUAUGCGACAGUAGUGUGGUCAUUGAAGUUCAACAUGUUGUUUUUCUAUCGAAGGCUGGUUGCGGGACAGUGGGUAGACAAGUUUAUAUUCCCUGUCAUGGGUCUAGUUGGUGCCACGGCGGUUGCGAUGGGUCUGAUCAUUGCCCUGACAUGCCUCCCUCUCUCUCUCAUGUGGCAAAUUCGCCCAGAUCCAGGAGAGAAUUGUGUGCCACAAAACAAAAUUUACUUCUACAGCAUCUUCGUGAUGAACGUCACCACAGAUCUUUGCAUAAUUGCCAUUCCUAUACCCGUGAUAAGUCUCGUUAGAGCCUCGAUUUGGCGCAGGAUUGGAGUAUAUUUUCUUUUCAGCUUGGGAGUUUUCAUCAUGGUCGCUGCGACAAUCCGUGUGGUUCUCAUUUUUCACCCUACAGGUGGCUUUGGCCCAGGGGCAAUGUGGUCAAUUCGUGAGGACUUCAUUGCCAUUUUCGUUGGGCAGGCCCCCAUGGUGGUGCCUCUUUUCAAACGGAGAGUAUGGGCUCAAUUCUACCACAAGUACAAGUUCACACCGAAAUCAAGUCAGGGCUCGGAUGGUAUAGAGUUGAGUGAUGGGAUUUCCAGCAACCACAACGACAAGAAGAAACCGAAAGAUCCUCUAGGAUUUACUCAUGUUACAAAUGCGACCCUUGGAACACGAAAUGAAGCAACCUCAGUUGCCAAGAAUAGCUCAGAAAGUUCAGCGGUUGCGGUGGAGGAAGUUUACAUGUUAGGUCCCAUCAGAGACUUCGGGCCAGACUUAGGAGCCAUAGAAUUUGUCUCGAGAGAAGAUCGGCACAGUCUCGAGAUUACUGCUAUGUCUUAUGCGCCGGCGGCGCUCUAG
Messenger RNA from Colletotrichum lupini, 1161 nucleotides. RefSeq lists its product as uncharacterized. Lineage: Eukaryota; Fungi; Ascomycota; Sordariomycetes; Glomerellales; Glomerellaceae. The record is from RefSeq and is a predicted model, not a curated record. The transcript has 9 exons. Bases 1 to 1161 code for a protein of 386 amino acids.